AUGGCGGAAACUCAAACCCAAACAGAGACCUUCCACCUCAUCAACAAUCCCGCAGACUCCAUCAACGAAGCUUCAAUCGGCAUCACAGAACAUAAUGCGAAUCUCUCCUACGCCCCGUCUCACAAAAUCCUCUACCGAAGUGAUCUCGAGACAUACCGAAAAGAUCAUGUUACGACUAUUGGCUUUGCAGGAGCCGGACAUGAGCCCAUGUUCUCUGGUUUCGUAGGCCCUUCUUUCCUCUCCUGCUCCGUCUCAGGAAAUAUCUUCGCCUCACCCACCGCGGCCCAGAUCUUCGAAGCCAUCAAGCUCUGCCAGCCCCUUAACCCAGAAGAUGCCAAAGGGACGUUAGUCGUCUGUGGAAACUACACUGGUGAUAUUUUAAACGCCGGCUUGGCCAUCACUCGCGCCACGGCUGCGGGCUAUAAAGUCAAAUUUGUCCCAAUUGGCGACGAUGUCGCCGUGGGCAGGAAGAAGGGCGGGAAAGUGGGAAGGCGAGGACUGAGUGGCCAUGUGAUUGCUUUAAAGAUUGCGAGUGCGUUAGCCGAUCAGGGGGAGAGCCUGGAGAGGGUGACGGAGGUAAUUGAGUAUGUUGCUGCAAAUGUGGGGACUAUCGCUGUAGCUUUCGACCGAGUAGCACUACCCAACGAUAUCGUCACUAAACUUGAGAGCAUCCCUCCUGCGACGAUAGAGCUGGGGUUGGGAUGCCAUGGCGAACCUGGUCUCCGGAAAAUAUCGCCGAUUCCAGCGCCAGAGGAUCUCACGAAAGAGAUGAUUAAUCUAGUGACUGAUACCUCUGACGCUGACAGAGCAUUUAUUCCAUUCUCAAAAACGGAGCCGAAUGAAGUCGUUCUAUUGGUGAACAGCUCUGGGAGUACCUCAGAUGAAGUACUUGCUGCGUUUGCCGAGUUGGCGAUUGCUGAGUUGAAGAGUCAGGGAAUUGAGGUUACAAGGCUAGUUUUGGGACCUAUGGUUACGAGCUUGAAACAGAGUGGUUUUAGCUUUACGGCCUGGAGGUUGCCUGGAGCUGGGGAGAAGGGUGCCCUGAGCAGGAGUGAAGCGCUCGAAUAUUGGGAUAGGAAAGUUGAAACGGUGGCCUGGAGGCAGUGA
Venustampulla echinocandica is the source of this 1107-nucleotide messenger RNA. RefSeq names its product DAK1 protein. Lineage: Eukaryota; Fungi; Ascomycota; Leotiomycetes; Helotiales; Pleuroascaceae. The record is from RefSeq and is a predicted model, not a curated record. Bases 1 to 1107 code for a protein of 368 amino acids. The transcript has 3 exons. Gene Ontology annotation, molecular function: glycerone kinase activity. Gene Ontology annotation, biological process: glycerol catabolic process. Gene Ontology annotation, cellular component: cytosol.